CUCAGCACUCAACUGUCCACAAUGCUCAGGUCUGCAGUUCCAGGGACGUCCGUGGCUCUGAUGGAGGCGCUGCUACUGCUUACAUGGAUGGUGCCGGAGCUGGUGGAGACCGUGACAUGUCCCCGCAUCUGUAAGUGCAGUGGCUCAUUUGAAACCGUUUACUGUGGAGAGAGUGAGCUACUCAAAGUGCCGCGAGGCAUUCCCACCAUAGCACAGGUACUGAGCCUUCCUUAUAAUAACAUCAGUAAACUGACCAAGAACCAGUUUGUAACGCUGAGGCAGUUACAGACCUUACAGCUCGGAUUCAACACCAUAUCGACAAUAGAGGCAGAAGCUUUUAGAAAUUUGGAAAAUUUGCAAACGUUGGAGUUACUGAACAACAGAUUAUCGUCUGUACCAACGUCGUCGUUCAAGGCAAUACCGGCUCUGAGGGAGUUGUGGUUGCGUGGCAACCCGAUCACGUGUCUGGAUGCGAUGGCUUUCUAUCCUCUCAGUAGUCUGAGGCUGCUGGAUAUAGGUGAGAUGAGACAGCUUAAAGCUGUUUCUAAGGAUGCCUUUGCCGGGCUAUCUAGGCUGGUCUAUCUGAAUAUGGCUGUAUCUAACCUGGAAAGUGUGCCUUACCUCCAGUAUCUUACAAGUUUGGAGGAGCUGGACCUGUCAGGGAACUCCAUUCAAAUGCUGAAAUCUGGAGACCUUGUGGGUUUGAAGAGGUUGAAGAGAUUAUUGAUGGUAUCGACGAACUUGAGCAAAGUAGAAUACAACGCGUUCAAGGAUCUUUCGGAGUUAAGAGAAUUAGACCUAUCUUACAAUAACCUGACACUUCUACCGCUGGGGCUCUUCUAUCCGUGCUAUUCGCUCAAGAAGGUCAACCUAGGUAGAAAUCCUUGGAACUGCUCAUGCCAGGUCACGUGGCUCGUCGACUGGCUGAGCACACAUGUACAAAACAGGACAGACGGGUCAGUAGGGACGUGCCAAUAUCCGGACAGCCUUCGUGGUAAAUAUCUGUUCGAGGUACAGUUCAUGCUGAUACAGUGUCCUCCUGUCAACGUUACCAGUCCAAAUGUGGAGGUUCCAGAGGGAGACAGUGCCACAAUGUACUGCAACGCUGGACAGGAGACUGCCGUCAGCUGGAUGACCCCGAACGGUACAGUCAUUAGGCACGGCUCGUACAAAGUCAGGGUCCGAGUCUUCAACGACGGGACCCUGAACAUCACCAGUGUGACCAUGAGUGACUCGGGUCUGUACAGGUGCUUGCCCCAGAAACCACCGGCCUACGCCGAUAACGACCCGUUCACGACAUUUCUGAAUGUCCUACCGACCAACAUUCCCCGCCGAUGGACCAUUCUAACCAGUACAGAUUUUCCGCUAGCCGAGGAACCUUUGGACACCAGUUCCAUUAACGCCAAUUUCUGCGCGUCGGUCACCAGAAUAGAUACCGGCGAGGAAGACCGAAAUUGGCGUAAUGGGACGUCCUUAAUCGAUCAGCCGAAUGGUACUUUUGGUCCUAAUAUCUUCACUUACCCUGGAGGUGACAUCCUCAGACCGGGAGACUACAACUUGAAUGAGACGCCCCGCACCGACUACAAAAAGUAUGUUAUAUCAUCCAUAGUGUCUAUCCUGUCCUUCGGAUUCUUACUUUGGACCGUGUGUUACUUGGGUGUGAAAUGUUCAAAAGUACGAGAGAGGAGACAGCAGGAGAGGAACUAUCAGCUACAGAAAAACUGCAACUCCACAAACCACCAUCCAGCAAUAGUGGAUCUCUACCAGAUUCCGGAAGUAGAGAGCAUCAGUCCCAGCAAGUCAAACUGUACCACGCUGUCUACGUUUAAAGAUCCACCACCGAUGGAGACAAUAGUAUAG
Molecule: messenger RNA, 1860 nt
Organism: Branchiostoma belcheri (Belcher's lancelet)
Lineage: Eukaryota; Metazoa; Chordata; Leptocardii; Amphioxiformes; Branchiostomatidae
Product: leucine-rich repeat-containing protein 4C-like
Exons: 1
Coding region: 22-1860 (612 amino acids)
Cellular component (GO): plasma membrane
Molecular function (GO): protein binding
Source: RefSeq, a predicted model, not a curated record